This is a messenger RNA of Dicrocoelium dendriticum, 3336 nucleotides long. The record is from the annotation of a GenBank genome assembly. NCBI's taxonomy places the organism in Eukaryota, Metazoa, Platyhelminthes, Trematoda, Plagiorchiida, Dicrocoeliidae.
AUGUACACGACUUCUACCUAUGAUGUGUUCGGUUGGGGCGCUUGUGAAGAUAAUCAAUUAAGUGACCAAGAUCCAGAGUGUCAGCAUGUUACUGUGCCAAGGUUGGUGUUGGCACCAGCCUCUGGUUCUGUUAUCCGCAUUGCUUGUGGCUAUAAGCAUACUCUCAUUCUUACUACUGACGGGGAAGUGUACAGUUGCGGGGGUAAUGAAUACGGCCAGCUCGGUCGUGGUGAGAAUAUCUCCGGCCUCGGUCGUAUAACCGCUCUGGAGAACCAGACUAUCAUAGAAGUCGCAUGUGGAGCAUAUCACAACGCAGCUAUCAGCUACACUGGUCGACUCUUUACUUGGGGCUGUAAUUCCAAUGGUCAGCUAGGCCGAGAAGGAGACGAUUCCUCAGUCAAGAUGGUUCGAUCCUUGUCAGAACAUCGCGUCGUGCAGGUUAGUCUCGGCUUGGAGCACAGUCUUGCCCUGACCGACGCUUCACUGGUGUUCGCGUUUGGCUCGAACAUCUGGGGUCAGUUGGGACUUGGGUUCCGUUCGGACAAUCCGAUCCCAGUUCCCCAGCAGAUAAUGUACCUAAGCGGUUUGCCCAUCCGCUGUAUCUGCGCGGGCGGAAUGCACAGUGUUGCACUCACUAUCAGCGGAAGCAUGUAUGUUUGGGGCGGAAACAAAUACGGCCAGCUCGGAUUGUCUCCCACGGAAUCAAGCGCUGCCGCAACUCCCGCGGUCAGUCUGACUUCGCGCUCAUCACUCGAGAUAGCUCAUCAACAUUCCACCAUCGUGCCUACAUUAGUCCGCGCACUCAAAGGUCUCCACGUUGUGUUCGUCGACUGUGGUGAGUCGCACACUGUCGCUCUUACUCAUGACGGGGGUGUGUUCACCUUUGGCGCAAACCAAUUCGGCCAGUUGGGGCAUAACGAACCGGCGAAAAGUAUUGGAAUUCCUCGCCAGGUGAUCGACUUGAUGGGCACUACAAUAACUCAGAUUGCCUGUGGUCGAAUGCACACGCUGACCUUGGCACCUUCAAGCGGAUGCGUUUAUGCGUUCGGCGCCGGCUCCGAGGGUCAGCUGGGCACAGACAAGACAUCGGAUAGUUUACGUCCAGUCGUAACGAAGGGUUCUUGGAUCAGUGCUGGAAUGGAUCCGAACCAAUAUAACACCCCUACUGACGCUCUCGUUGUGACCCGCUUGUACGCUGGAGGAGAUCACGCCUACUUGCUGGCUCAGAAGCCUUCCACAAAAUAUUCAAUUGUUGUGGAAGACUUUCGUGUUUGGAACCCUACUUCUCCAAGUUCGAUCGCCACAUUAUGCCCACAAGCUGUCACCCACCUUCAAGAUGCUUUGACAGCUCUUCCCUUACCAGCCCCAAUAAAUUCUGUAAUGUCAAAUACAUCUUCGCGGUCCGAUUUGGAGUCUGUAGAUAGUACCAACUCUCAACAGUCACUGACAGCCGCUGCACGCUUGGAGACAGCGUUCUCCUCACUGGGAUGUCUGUCAGCCGUCUGCCUCACAGACAAACACUUCUCCACUGGCCGGGAUGAAUACGGGAUUGACUUGGAUGCCGCCCGCGAUCUGCAACACCAGCUUUUUCAACAGUUACAUUUGAAAAAUUUGCACCGGCUUAUCACCAAAUUGAUGGAUGGCGUCCUAAACGUGUCCCGUACCAACUAUCCGAACGUCGAAUGUCUUCGUGGACUCAUGGUUCUCGCUGUGUCCGAUCUACUCAACACACCGCGCAAGCCGUUCGCUCAGCCCUCCUCUGUGCCAAGCACUCGCAGCGACGUCGCUCCAUCCGUGGGUGUCAGCAUAGAUAUGGUGCCUGAAGUGACCGAUUCCAUUGAUCAGGGUCCCUAUCCCGUCUCAGUCGCUGGCUUCUCCAAUCCAGGCCUGGUCCUGAGUGCCUUCGCAUUGGCUAUAAACAAGUUGGAUUCGGCUCCUUCAAAGAUUAUCGAUCGAUGGUUCGGAAAGAUGCAACCACGCCACUUCAAGCGACUCGUUACCCACUUGAACAAUUUAAUUGUGUAUAUAUUGUACACCCAACCUGCGGCUGUGGACAAUACGCGCAGGAUCAAGGAGGAAGGCAUCCGAAGCUCACUGGAGCUGAUGAAGCGUAUGUAUAAGAUCAACGAAUCAAAGCAGCAGCCUAUCUCCUACGUCAGUUUCUACAUUCCGGAGCUCAGGCAAAAGGUCGACCUUGACGCUGCUUUUAUGAGCUGGCUCCAUGAACGUGAAAAUAGUGGGGUGCACUUAUCCUCCUUUUGUGACUACCCAUUUGUCUUCGAUGCUCCAGCCAAAGCCAGAAUGCUCAACAUUGAGGCCAAAUUCAGCAUGCAACACGCCUACAACGAGGCUGCUCAGAAUGCCUUUCUUCAAACCGUGAUGUCCGUCCCGUUCGGACGUCCUCUGUUUCCCACAUCCAGUCCCUUUUGUAACAUCACUGUUCGCCGUGAUGCUCUGAUGCAAGACACUCUGGCCCAAUUGACAGUCGCAGAUCCCAGUGAUCUGAGGAAAGUGUUACGGGUUAAGUUUGAAGGCGAGGAAGCCGUGGACGAAGGUGGUGUUUUAAAAGAGUUUUUCCUCCUCAUCAUGCGCGAUCUCCUCAGCCCGAUCUACGGCAUGUUCCGAUUUUAUCCGGAAUCUCGAAUGCUCUGGUUCAACGAGACGACUCUAGAAUCCGACACCGUCUUUCUACUUGUGGGAAUUCUCUGUGGAUUGGCUAUUUACAAUUCAAUCAUUGUGGACUUGAGUUUUCCCCUGGCAAUGUUUAAAAAACUGUUGGGCUCCAAAGCGGGGCUAGACGAUCUACACGAAUUGGAUCCUGUGUUGGGCAGGUCUCUACAACAGUUGCUUGAUUACGGUGGCACGGACGUAGCCGAAGUAUUCUGUUUGUAUUUCUCUCUAGAUGUUGAUUUCUUCGGUGAGAUCCGUCACGUUGAUCUGAUCGAAAACGGUUCCACCGUCGCGGUUACACAAGAGAACAAGACUUUGUACGUAGAAAAAUAUGUGGACUAUGUGUUUAAUCGAUCAUGCGAGUCUCCUUACCGGGCCUUUGAGCGCGGUUUUCACCAAGUCUGCUCUGGACACGCACUCAAAUUUUUCCGCCCCAUGGAAUUACAGGCUCUUGUAGUCGGAUCCGAGGUGGUCGAUUGGAACGAAUUGCGCCAGAACACAUCUUAUCAGGGCAUCUAUUGGGACCAUCAUCCAGUGAUCGAGUGGUUCUGGCAAGUCCUCCUGAUCGAGUUCUGCGUCGAGGAUAAGAAAAAGUUCUUACGGUUCCUCACUGGCUGCGAUCGUGUCCCCAUCGUCGGUUUCAGCAGUCUGAAAACUGGAGGAUAA